This is a messenger RNA of Eriocheir sinensis (Chinese mitten crab), 2669 nucleotides long. Its product is annotated as pancreatic triacylglycerol lipase-like. The transcript is spliced from 11 exons. Lineage: Eukaryota; Metazoa; Arthropoda; Malacostraca; Decapoda; Varunidae. Bases 236 to 1930 code for a protein of 564 amino acids. Gene Ontology annotation, biological process: lipid metabolic process. Gene Ontology annotation, molecular function: triacylglycerol lipase activity. The record is from RefSeq and is a predicted model, not a curated record.
ACGUGGGACAACAGGCUCGGGGGGCUGCCGCGUGCCGCCGCCCCCAGCACCGCCGUCACCACCACCACCACCGCCGCCACGCCCUUGCCACCCAUCCUCGCUCCUGUAGAAGACAUUGAAGGGGUGUGUUUGUUUAGGGUCUGCGUGGCUGUGCGUUGGGUUGCUUCUAGUGGUCGCGGCUUCCUCCUCCUUCGGUAUCAUUACGGUUCGUGAGGAGUCGUCCAACACCUUUCCGAUGCUGCUGACGAGGCUCGUACAGAACCUUCCCGCCUUCACGCAAGACCUGAUAGCCUACAACCCCACCCUCUCCACCCGAUCCAGAAGCUCCAAGAAACUGAAUGUCGGCAACACGCACCCGCCCGCCCCGAGACUGCAGUGCUUCGAUGGGCUGGGCUGCCUAACGACGGGAGAAGACUUCUACAAUGAACGCUACCGCGCCAUCAACGUCAGGGCGGAGCCGCGGGAGGUGGUGAACGUGACCUUCGAAGUACACACGCGAGACCAACCGGAGGGCUUCUCAAUCUCAGCGCUGGACCUGUCUCGCCUGGGCUCCUCCUUCAACCCAAAGCGGCCCACCAAGUUUGUGAUCCACGGCUUUCUCAACGGACGGGAUAUGCCCUGGCUGGAGGAGCUGAUAGACGCGCUGCUGGAGGUCGGGGACUACAACGCGAUCUAUGUGGACUGGACGGGCGGCUCCCUGGGUCUGUACAGUCAGGCGUCGGCAAACUCUCGGCUGGCGGCCCUCGAGAUCGCGAACUUCAUCAAGCACACCUCCAUCAACCCCGCAGACGUGCACCUCAUCGGCCACUCCCUCGGCGCGCACCUCGCUGGAUACACCGGGGAGCGCGUGCCUGGCCUCGGCAGAAUAACAGGACUUGACCCCGCCGAACCAUUCUUCCAAAACAUGCCUCCCAGCGUGCGCCUCGACCCCUCAGACGCCCUCCUCGUCGACGUCAUUCACACCGACACCCUUCCCUUCACCCUCAGCGGCGGCUACGGGCUGGAGCAAGCAGUGGGCCACCUCGACUUCUACCCCAACGGAGGCAAACACCAGCCGGGAUGCCAGCCACCGCUCGAAGCCCCGAUUAGGUGGCUGAAGCAGGGCCGGAACUUCCCUUCAGUGUGGGAGGCAGUGGAGGACGCGCUGGGCUGCAAUCACAUCCGCGCAGUCGAGCUCUUCCGCGACUCGAUCCGUAACCGCUGCCCCUUCGUCGCCUACCGCUGCUCCUCCUUCCAGGCCUUCCUCAGCGCCGAGUGCUUUUCCUGCGAUGAAGACGGGAGUGGGUGUGUACCUCUUGGUCUACAUGCGGACACGUGGACAGGUAUUGCGUCAUCCCGUAACAACAACAACAACGGUAUUGCGUCAUCCCGAACUAACAACAACAACAACAACACCCUGAGGAACACGUGGCUAGGGAGGGCGACCACCACCACCACGGGGAAUCGGCUGUACCUCGUGACGGGCCCCCGGGACUCCCCCUGUGUGUUCCAUUACCAAGCUCUCCUGGAGGUGGGAAGGAGCCAGAGGGAGACGGUGGGUGGCUUUCUGGAGCUGUCCAUCCUCGUCCCCAAUGACAAGCCUGUCCGAUUUGACCUAACCCCCGAGUACCCCCAGACGAUUCAACCCGGACAGUCUCGCACCUUUGUACUGCAACACUCUGCGGACCUGGACACAGCAGUGGGUGCCCAACUAACCUGGACCUGCUACCACCCACGCAUGUGUUACUCCGGCCCCUCGCCCACCAGGCUCACCCUCCGCAGCAUAGAAAAGUCCAGUCUGAGAAGGCAAGGCCGUCUGCUGGGCCAAGAGCCAUCAGGGAUUACCUUCUGUGCCCGUGAGGAGGCCCCAAUGCAGAGUGGAGUGACCAAGCAGUUCCAGUUGUGCCAUAUACCCCACCAUCAACCACGGCAGACUACCUUGCGAGGUUAGCUGUUGAUGAUACCAAAGAAUGUGAUUGUUGUUUCUAUGUGAUUUUAGUUUUUUAGUGUACCAACAAUUAGGUGAGGCCUAUUGUUUGUGUGGCUCAUUUCUUUAUGCCAUGAAAUAGAGACGCUACUCAGGUUUAUUCGCAGAAAAAAUUGUGAAUGUGCUUUCUUGUGCUCCUCAGCCCAAGACAUUAGGUACAAAGGCAGAGAUUUUAUUCUCUGCCCUAAGCAGUCUCUAUUAUUCAUCAUACAUAGUUCAAGUGUUCUUCACUGUGGCCAAAUUAGCAGCCUACCCAUCCAAUGUAAUGUAUAUACAUGUUCAAAUGAUAAGGUUGAAUUGUGGUGAUGAGCGGCUGUGCCUGCUAUUUUAAUAAGUCUUACUAUAAGUUUGUAAAAGACAAUAAACUCUGUUUUUACUGCUUCAUAUCUCUGACAUGACUUUUAUGAUAAUUUUACUUAAAGACUUUUCAUUGAUUAGAAAUUAAUUAUUAGAAUGAAACUAUACAAAGGAAUCGAUGAGUUGAUCCCAUUCCAAUCCAUUUUCAAGGAGUUGUUUGAUGAUGAUAAUUACUGUGGAUACCAAAUUAAAGCAAAUGUGAAUGUUUCUUGGUGUCUGACAAGUUGGUGCCAGGAAUUUCAAAAUCUUUGAAUUAUUUAAAAUCUAAUUCAGUUUUGAGUGGCAUCACCGUGAGAUCAGGUCCAGAGAGUGCCACCUUAUCCUACCAGUAAACUGUUGCUAUACU